UGGGACAGUUUUAUAAUGGACCAAAGAGGGUCCUCACCUCAGCAUGAAAGGGAUAUGUCCUUUAUAGAAAAGCACAAAGGACAUAUAUUGUGUAGCCUUCCAGCAUUUGCCAGGUACCUUGAUUAGAUUGACAUAAACUGGAGGACUCUCUCUCAAUACUGCACUGGACAGCUCCAACAAAACAACGCUGGCAGCAGCCUCGGAACCAAAGACACCGCAGCAUAGUUUCUGCCCGGAGAGCUGCACACAAACUGUGCGCCACUGUUGCCUGACAACAGUAAGAUCUAGUACCGACGGCUUUGGGCGGGAAUACAGCAGGCGCUGUGGUACAGUGUCUAGUUUUGUGACAGCGGCUCGCUGCCUGUUAUCUACUCGUCCAUGUCACGGGGGCAGACAGACGGGUCCCAGGCUAUGGCCUCCUCUCAGACGGCGGGGCCUGGGCCGAGCUCCGAUGCCAUAGCGUCAGUCAGCGGGACGGUGCAGAAGUACGUAGCCAAGAAGAAGAAGGUGCUGAAUCCAGAGGAGGCCGAGCUGUACGAGCUGACCCAAGCGGCGGGGAUUGUUUUAGACCAAGAGGUGUUUAAAAUUCUUGUGGAUCUGUUAAAGAUGAAUGUAGCCCCACUGGCAGUUUUUCAGAUGCUGAAGUCAAUGUGUGCUGCGCACAAGAUAUCUGAUACAGUUUCUGCUGAAAGUAGUUCUGUAUCAUUAGCACCCGGUCAUUCUGAUGUUCGAGAAGAACCAUUUCUCUCAGUCAAGAACAGUAAAAUUCCUGCACCACUAUCCUUUUCCUCUUCUUCCCUCCGAUCACCGAGGCUAAAGGGCACUAAGAUUGUGGUCUACAGUCCGGGCGAUACUUGCUCUCCUCUAUCUCAAGGUCCCCCUGGUUCCUUCCAGCUUUCUUGCUGCCUGUUCUACCCAUUUGCAGGAAGAAACAAACUGAAUCCAACAAGCAGUAUGACUCAAGGUCCAGGAGAAAGGAGCAGCAGAGAAGGAUCUAGCCAGAGAAUUCCACGUCAGCCUAGUGGCAGCCGCAUGCAGAAGAGCAGCAGCUCUGGGAAAAGCAGUGGAGGAAGCAGCACAUAGUACAUUGUAUCAGUCAGUGCAGGACUCCGAGCCUCUGUUCAAAUCAUUCGCUAAUGUUCUAAACUGAGCACGUCUUUACUGUAUACCAUAGGUUCUCAGAGUAUUCUGCUGGACAUAUGGCUAGCUUACGCUUUCAGACAACUAUUGUAGGGAGAAACUUAUCCAAAGAGAUUUCACCAAGGGUGUGUGCUUUCCCCUGAGCAAGAGUUAUUUUGGUAUGCUUCUUUACAAUGCAAUUAUUUGGUGAUUUUAGGCUAGGCUAGGGCAAACACGGAGCUGAAAUCAGCUAGUUGCGGGCAAUAGCCUCCUCUCUUUUACACAUGAAUUGUCUUUGGCUUAAAGGAAAACUAUACCCCCAAAAUGAAUACUUAAGCAACAUAUAGUUUAUAUCAAAUUGAAUGACAUAUUAAAGAAUCUUACCAAACUGGAAUAUAUAUUUACAUAAAUAUUGCCC
This is a messenger RNA of Xenopus laevis (African clawed frog), 1537 nucleotides long. It is a transcript of the gene mzt2b.L, whose product is annotated as mitotic-spindle organizing protein 2B. Bases 379 to 1083 code for a protein of 234 amino acids. The transcript is spliced from 4 exons. Lineage: Eukaryota; Metazoa; Chordata; Amphibia; Anura; Pipidae. The record is from RefSeq and is a predicted model, not a curated record.